AUGUGGUUUCAAAUUGUAACUUUGGUGCUCUUUUAUUCACAAGCUGGCUCGUAUGCCAGAACUAUCGACUCUCUUCUCUUGGACAAGCUAAUAACCUCCGGUAUACGAAACCAUCGUCCUGUCGUCAUAAUAGUUGACCGUUCCAAAAAUUUGGGAGUAGAUUUUGAGGAUGAUACUAACAAGGAGAGUUAUGAGGAUAACAAUGAUCUAUUUUCUGGCGCAUUGAGGGCUCGUGACAACAGAAACUGCAAACGAUUCCUCCGUGAGAAACUCGAAGGCAAGUGCUCUGAUGAAGCUACCUGCAUGGAGAUAGAAUGGAAGCUUGUCAAUGAGAUCUGCGACGGUGAUGAACCAACACAAGAAACAACUGAAGCCAAUAAAAGUAAAACUACAGUUCUAAAACCAAAUGUAAACAAAAAAAGGAAAACUGCAAUUCCAAGACCAGAUGAAGACGAAAAAAGUAAAACUGCAGCGCCAAAUCCGGAAGGUGUACAAGUAUAUAUAUUAAAGAAGAAACAAUAAUUACAUAAAAAUAAAUG
Messenger RNA from Cydia fagiglandana, 539 nucleotides. RefSeq lists its product as uncharacterized. The transcript has 3 exons. Bases 1 to 522 code for a protein of 173 amino acids. The record is from RefSeq and is a predicted model, not a curated record. NCBI's taxonomy places the organism in Eukaryota, Metazoa, Arthropoda, Insecta, Lepidoptera, Tortricidae.